AGGGCAUAGCGAAGCGAGACUAUGAGUUGACCCUGUUCAUUUGUCUUAGAGUCAACAUGGCGUCCGAUAGUGCGGUCUUGUUGCGGCGAGUGGAGGUGCACCGCGUGUUCGCUCCCAAUAGCUCACAAAUCACGAGCACUCCCGACAGUUCCUCCCAACUGGAUGAGAGCAGCAGCCAUGCGGGACACUGCGUGCUACCCUGUACCGCUAGAAGUAGAGCUUCAUACGGUGACGAUCUACAACAUCAGCACGCUUUUGCUCCUCCGAGCAAAGAGUUUCUCCUCUUUCUCACCGCUUCCACACCCACGAACCUUUUUGUCAAGUGCUACGACCACGCCUUACCCUUGCCGAAACAACCGACGGCAACGUUUGCGCUGCCGCCGCUCGCGGAAAUCGGGCUAUGGGCCGAGUUAUCCUGGAAAAAACACCCAUCGUCCCCAUCCAAUUUGUCAUGCAAAACAUGCAUAAAGUCCACUAUUUGUCAUGCAAAAAAUGGAUGGGGAUCGAUGGGUGUUUUUUCCUGGAUACGAGUACUUCGACAUGCUGUUGCCGCAACUCGAUCCCGUGGCAACCAUACGGCUGGAUGAAAACGUGCGCAGUGCAGCAUCGAGUCGCAGGAACAAUCUCGCUAGUCCAGCAGCAGCGCGCGCACCAUCUUCAAACUCGGUCAGCGUCGCCGUUUUGGUUCAGUGGUGCCCGGGGUGCAGAUUCUACAAGGAUUAUCAGCAGCAGCGCGCAAUGAUGAACAGCAGCACGAGGAGAGAACAAAACGAACAGAACCUCCGAAGUGGCGUUGGCGGUGCUGCGGCAGCGAUUCUCUCAGCGCCGGCACAGUUGCUAUCUUCAUCAUCCUCGAGUGGGGGGACACGUGGCAAAGCCCGGCGCCGGCCAUCCGCGACUUUGAAAAACAAGUCUGAGCUGCGGACGGUCUUUCAUUUGCACGUCCCCAUCGAGCAGAUAGCAGGGUCUACUCCUGGAGGUGGACCAGAAGUCUCUCUGAAUGUGGAAAAGCUCACGCCAAGCUGGUGCGGCGUAGUGCUAGAGGAGGGUGAUUGCGUUUGCGUGCUAGAGGACGGCGGGGCGACGGUUCCCGGUGCAACGCGAAGGCAGGAACAAAUGCAAAUGCUCGUCGCGAACACAAAAUUCCGGCACUAUCUGGUGUACUUUUACGCUUUCUAGCUUGAUUUAACAAGUAUGACUGUGCGCACGCUCGCAGCUGCGUUGAAUAAUUCGCAGAGUAGCUGCUGCUAAAACAAUAUUCGGAUUCGGAAUGCGCGAAAAUAUGAAAGUAUAUCUUGUUGCAAUUGCAUUGGUCGUAUGGACACAGGAGUGACGCCUGGCUUCCCUAUUUAUGAUGGAAAGCGAAUGAAAACUGGAACAAUUAUUUCCAGGUACCAUCGGGGCAGCAGCUCCGGCAGACCUCUCUGCCGCCCGGCGUUGGCCGCGCGACGAAAAUUCAAUCGCUGCAGGGCAAGAAGAACAGCGCAAGCUUAA
Molecule: messenger RNA, 1494 nt
Organism: Amoebophrya sp. A120
Lineage: Eukaryota; Dinophyceae; Syndiniales; Amoebophryaceae
Source: the annotation of a GenBank genome assembly